Molecule: messenger RNA, 2854 nt
Organism: Pseudoliparis swirei
Lineage: Eukaryota; Metazoa; Chordata; Actinopteri; Perciformes; Liparidae
Product: B-cell CLL/lymphoma 9-like protein
Exons: 8
Coding region: 16-2682 (888 amino acids)
Biological process (GO): prevention of polyspermy; binding of sperm to zona pellucida
Cellular component (GO): egg coat
Molecular function (GO): structural constituent of egg coat; acrosin binding
Source: RefSeq, a predicted model, not a curated record
AACUGCUGUUAAACCAUGGCGAAGCGCUGGGGUGUCACCUCUUUAGUGGCACUUGCAUUGCUAGCAUGCUUAGCUGGGACAGAGGUGGAAGCUCAGGGCCAAGAGUCAUUGAUUCCUUCCAUAAAGUCCCCUCCACUACUUGAGGUUCAACUAGCUGCCCCUCCAAUACCUACCCAUCAACAAGCUGCCUCUCAACAAGCUGCCCCUCCUCCACCUGAAACCCAACCAGCUUCCCCUCAACUACCUGGCGCUCCACAAGCUGCCCAUCCACAAGCUGCCUCUCAACAAGCUGCCCCUCCUCCACCUGAAACUCAACCAGCUUCCCCUCAACUACCUGGCGCUCCACAAGCUGCCCAUCCACAAGCUGCCUCUCAACAAGCUGCCCCUCCUCCACCUGAAACUCAACCAGCUUCCCCUCAACUACCUGGAGCUCCACAAGCUGCCCAUCCACAAGCUGCCUUUCAACAAGCUGCCCCUCCUCCACCUGAAACUCAACCAGCUUCCCCUCAACUACCUGGAGCUCCACAAGCUGCCCAUCCACAAGCUGCCUUUCAACAAGCUGCCCCUCCUCCACCUGAAACUCAACCAGCUUCCCCUCAACUACCUGGAGCUCCACAAGCUGCCCAUCCACAAGCUGCCUUUCAACAAGCUGCCCCUCCUCCACCUGGAACUCAACCAGCUUCCCCUGAACUACCUGGCGCUCCACAAGCUGCCCAUCCACAAGCUGCCCCUGCACUACCUGAACCCCGACAAGCUUUUCUUCCACCACCUGAACCCCAACAAGCUUUCUUUCCACUACCUGACAGUCGACAAGGUUUCCUUUCACUACCUGACAGUCGACAAGGUUUCCUUUCACUACCUGACAGUCGACAAGGUUUCCUUUCACUACCUGACAUGCGACCAGCUGGCCCUCCACAAGCUGCCCAUCCACUAACUGACACCCGACCAGCUGCCCCUCCACGACCUGACAACCAACAAGCUUUCUUUCCACUAACUGACACCCGACCAGCUGCCCCUCCACGACCUGACAACCAACAAGCUUUCUUUCCACUAACUGACACCCGACCAGCUGCCCCUCCACGACCUGACAACCAACAAGCUUUCUUUCCACUAACUGACACCCGACCAGCUGCCCCUCCACGACCUGACAACCAACAAGCUUUCUUUCCACUAACUGACACCCGACCAGCUGCCCCUCCACGACCUGACAACCAACAAGCUUUCUUUCCACAACCUGACACCCGACCAGCUGCCCCUCAACGACCUGGUGCUCCACAAGCUGCCCCUCCACAAAAUGGCGUUCUACUACCUCAAUUACCAGUCCGUCCACCACAGAGAGGUAAAACACCUGACGCUGCACGACGCAACUUCGGACAUGGCUAUGGCCAUCACCAUGGUUAUCACCACCACGGCCAUCAUCACGGCCAUCACCACGGCCAUCACCACGGCCAUCACCAUCACGAGAGACAUCACCAUCAACAUAACCACCUCCAUGUCCCCGGCUUUCAACACAAUCAUUACUCCCAUGAUCUUCACUUUGAACAGGCGCAGCAGAACCCAGCAGACUUACAGACACCAUUGAAACCCAUUUUCACAAACAGUCCUGCCCAGAGUUGUGAUGUGUCUAAAAACACAAGAAUCACAUGUGGACCUUCUGGUAUCUCUACUGAGCAAUGUGAUGCCAUAAACUGCUGCUCUGAUGGAGGACAUUGCUAUUAUGAAAAGGCAGUGACCGUUCAGUGCACCAAGGAUGGCCAGUUCAUUGUCGUAGUGGCGAGAGAUGCCACUCUGCCCAACAUUGACCUUGAGUCAAUCUCACUGUUGAGCAAAGCUCAAGGCUGUACACAUGUUGACUCUAAUUCAGAGUUUGCCAUCUAUAACUUUGCUGUUACCUCAUGUGGCACCGUUGUUUCGGAGGAGGCUGGUGUUAUAAUCUAUGAGAACAGAAUGUUCUCCACAUAUGAAGUGGAAACCGGGCGUCGUGGAGUCAUUACCAGAGACAGUCAGUAUGAAUUGCUCUUCCAGUGUCGGUACAUCGGCACCACUGUUCAAACUGUGGUUGCAGAAGUAUCACCGUUACUAGAUCCUCCUUUAUCAGUUGCUGCUAUAGGACCCAUCAGAGUAGAGCUGAGGUUGGGUAAUGGACAGUGCAUUUCAAAGGGUUGUAAUGAAGAGGAUGUGGCCUAUGCUUCGUACUACACUGAUGCCGACUAUCCCGUGAGCAAAGUACUGAGGGACCCUGUGUACGUGGAGGUUCUACUCCUUGAGAAGACAGAUCCCAACCUUGUCCUGACUCUUGGUCGCUGUUGGGCGACCACAAGCCCCAACCCUCACAGUCUGCCCCAGUGGGACAUUCUGAGUGACGGGUGUCCAUCCAGGAAUGAUAACUACUUGUCUUCAAUGGUUCCAGUCGGUCCCUCCUCUGGUCUGGUCUUCCCCAGUCACUACAAACGUUUCCUUUUCAAAAUGUUUACCUUUGUUGACCCUCGUUCAAUUACACCCUUGAAUGAACAGGUGUACAUUCACUGCAGUACAGCUGUGUGCACUCCUGUAAGGGGAUACUCCUGUGAACCAAUAUGCUACAGAAAAAGGAGAGAUGUCGUGGAUGUGGCCCAGACAAGUUCUGAGCCAAAGGUUGUGGCUUCUGUAGGACCAGUGAGCAUGAGUGCCUCUGUGGAGUAAGCAGCAGUGUCGAACUCAAGAAUUUGGCCGAGUUCAUGAAGUAAAAGAUUUGCAUAUUACAUACUGUAUAUUGUAAUGAUUGGAAAAAGAAUACAAAGUGUGCUGCAAGACGAAUGAAAUUGAUCCCCAAAAAUAUUGUAGACACAUUUGUAUUAAAAUAUAUUGGCUUUGA